Molecule: messenger RNA, 1397 nt
Organism: Dromaius novaehollandiae (emu)
Lineage: Eukaryota; Metazoa; Chordata; Aves; Casuariiformes; Dromaiidae
Product: cytochrome c1, heme protein, mitochondrial
Exons: 7
Coding region: 69-1022 (317 amino acids)
Biological process (GO): mitochondrial electron transport, ubiquinol to cytochrome c
Molecular function (GO): electron transfer activity; heme binding
Source: RefSeq, a predicted model, not a curated record
UCGGGGCGGGGCCGCGGCGUCCCCGUGCCCUCCGCGCGGCGCCCGCCGGGAAGCAGCGGCCUCGCGACAUGGCGGCGGUGCGGUGCCUGGCGCUGCGGCCCUACGGCCGCCUCCUGCUCUCGCCGCGGGCGGCCCCGCCGCCGCCGCCCCGCGCCGCCCCGGCCCGCCUCUCGUCCUCGUCCUCGUCCUCGUCCUCGUCCGGCCCGGCCGGCGGCAGGAAGGCGGCCCUGUGGGCGCUGGGGGCGGCGGCGGGCGGCGCGGGGCUCGCCCUGGCGCUGGGGGCGGCCGUGAGCGCCGGCGAGCUGGAGAUGCACCCGCCCAGCUUCCCCUGGAGCCACGGCGGCAUGCUCUCCUCCCUGGACCACGGCAGCCUGCGGCGCGGCUACCAGGUGUACAAGCAGGUGUGCUCCGCCUGCCACAGCAUGGAGUACCUGGCCUUCCGCAACCUCAUCGGCGUCACCCACACCGAGGAGGAGGUCAAGGCGCUGGCUGAGGAGGUGGAGGUGGUGGACGGCCCCAACGAGGACGGGGAGAUGUUCACGCGCCCCGGCAAGAUCUCCGACUACUUCCCCAAGCCCUACCCCAACCCCGAGGCGGCGCGCGCCGCCAACAACGGGGCGCUGCCCCCCGACCUCAGCUACAUCGUCAACGCGCGGCACGGCGGCGAGGACUACGUGUUCUCCCUCCUCACCGGCUACUGCGACCCCCCCACCGGCGUCACGGUCAGGGAAGGGCUGCACUACAACCCCUACUUCCCCGGGCAGGCCAUCGGCAUGGCCCCCCCCAUCUACAACGAGAUCCUGGAGUACGACGACGGCACCCCCGCCACCAUGUCGCAGCUCGCCAAGGACGUCUGCACCUUCCUGCGGUGGGCGGCGGAGCCGGAGCACGACCACCGCAAACGCAUGGGCUUGAAGAUGCUGAUGAUCACCGGGCUCCUGGCGUCCCUCUUCUACUACAUGAAGCGCCACAAAUGGUCUGUGCUAAAGAGCAGGAAAAUGGUCUACCGGCCCCCCAAAUAGACACGGCGGCGGGGAGCCCCUCGCGCGGCCACGCGCCCGCGGCGCACGACUGCCAGGGCGCAGGGCCGCGCGCGCAGCGGGACGCACAGGCGGGCAGGCCGCGCUCCACGCGGGCGCCUCGGCCCGGUUAUUUAACGACGCCCUCGCCACGCACAAACGCUGCCGGCGCCCGGUCUGCGCGGCGGGCUGCCGUCUGUGCUCGCGCGGUCCGGGGACGCGGGAAUAAACGCUGUCGUCCAAGGGGAAAGCGUGGUGUGGUGUCUGUGCCGGGGCCGCGGCUCUGCCCGCCCCAGCCGGCCCGGCUGCGGGGCCGGCGCCUGCCGCAGCCCACGUCUGUAUCGUGUUGUGAUCGCAUUAAACGGCUCGUCCACCCCG